AUAACGUGGCACGGUAACUUUUUUAAGUAUUAGCCUAUUAUCCACCCCUGCCCUGAGUUGUAGCAACAAUAAAGAAUGCAUGCCAUGUUUUAUUGGAACAGGCUUCAAAAGCAUUAAACUAUUAUGUGGCACCCUGCUGGAAAAUGCAGCCAACAUUAUUGUGGUAUUUAUCUGGACCAAGCUGGUCAUUUAUGGUAAUUAACUAGUCUAGGUGAUUGAUCAGUUGGACUAUACCAGCGAGUAGGGACAACAUACCCAGCCGUGUAGACAAUCAGUAAAGAUGGAUUGGGAUUAUUGGACCAGUAGCAAACAUUUUAGGACACAGAUCAAAUAAAAAAAACAAAUAAAUUGUAUCACUUUUAAUAGAUGGAAAAAAAAAAUGCUCUGAGGACAUGUUUGUAGUUUUUAUAAUGCAGAAAAUAUGACUAAUGUAAAUACACUUACAUUUGAAAAAUUUCACCAUACUGAAAUUAAAGUUUUUUUGUAUUUUUAUUUUCCUAACUUUGAUGAGUGAACUGUUACUAUGUGGACUGAUUUAAAGACUAUGCAUGUAUGUAUGUAUGUGUGUGUUCAUUUAUUUAUUUAUUUAUUUCAAAUGCUAUGUAUUUAUGUAUGUAUGUAUGUGUUCAUUUAUUUCAAAUGCUGACAAAAUAAAGCCAUGUUGACUUUGGCUAUCGCUUCGAACCACACGGGGACGCUAAAUACUAACAUAAUUUCAGUAAGUUUAGUGAUAAACUGGUUAAUAACUUCAAGCAUCUUUCAACGUGUGCUUGUGGGAGGAACGUGAAAACGGGGUUACAAACCUUUAAAAGAAACAAGAAAUUACUUAAACUUCAAUAUUUACAUACACUGAAUACGUAAGUAGCCCUCACUCGAGGUCUUCGUGGGGUCCCUCAUUUACUACGCUUGCACAGCUGUCGUGUGUAACCAGAGAGCUUGUAGCAGGUAGGUGUCGUGAAGGUGGAGGAGAGGAGGGCCGAUUGUUUUACAGGAUGACUGCCUCCCAUUUUCAGCAGUUCAACGAUGGAACUUGAAGGGAGAAGGACCUGCGUCAAUUUUUGACGGGACAACAGACAAAAACAGUGACAGGAGAAAAGUGGAGCCGACAGCCUUUCCAGCUUGAUCAAAAUGCCUUUUUAUGGACUAUUCGCUCAUUUUUAUAUUUUCAUAACACUUUGGAGAUUAAUUACAGGCGACAUGACUGACUUUUUAUGACAACUCCGCUGGCCACCCAAACAGACUGCUCUCUGAGGAGCGCGUGCGUAAUGGAAUUCUUCUGUAGAAAGAAAAAGAAUUUAAGAACUGCGGUCAGCCUCACUUUGAUUUUUGCCACUUUACUGAUGCUUCAGAAAUUAAUAACAGUGGACACGAAUAUUAAAAGUAUCAAAGUGAAAAACAAAUUUUGUGGCCCCGAAUGUUCGUCAUUAAAAAGAAAAAUCAUAAAGGCCGUUGAAAAUUCAUCUCAGUCAGGCGGGAAUGACUUGGCGCUGGUAGGAAAACCCAUGCCAACAAAAUGGGACGUGUCUAGAAUCAAAUGUAGUGAAAAUUACACGAUAACGGACCAAGGCUGGUUUCGUCGUUUGAACCCAAAGUUCCGUGAAUUUGUACUGAAAAGACAUUGCAGAUACUUCCCAAUGUUGCUGAAUCACCCUGAGAAGUGUAGCGGCGACGUGGAUGUUCUGGUCGUGGUCAAAUCGGUUAUUGAAGAACAUGACCGACGAGAGGCCGUGCGACAGACCUGGGGAAAGGAGCAAGAAAUCCAGGGAUUGAAAAUCAAAACGCUGUUUCUCCUAGGCACUCCUGCCACUGGUAAAGACGCGCGAAAUUUACAAGCCCUGGUCCAAUAUGAAGACCGAACUUACGGGGACAUCUUACAGUGGGACUUCAUGGACACCUUCUUCAAUCUCACCUUAAAGGAGGUGAACUUUCUGAGGUGGUUCAACAUCUACUGCAGUGGGGUUCCCUUCAUCUUCAAAGGGGACGAUGAUGUAUUCGUCCACACCAAGAACCUAAUUGAACUAAUUGGCUUUAGGGUGGAGGAGAACAAGGUGGAAAACCUCAUUGUAGGGGACACCAUUUUAGAAGCCAAACCGAUAAGAAAUCGCCAGAGUAAAUAUUUCAUUCCCAAAGAGUUGUAUGAUAAACGCUAUCCACCUUAUUUGGGUGGAGGAGGAUUUCUCAUGUCCUCUCAGGUGGCCCGAAGGGUCUUCGUGGUUUCUGAGAGCGUGGAACUUUACCCCAUUGAUGAUGUGUUUUUGGGCAUGUGCCUUCAGAAGCUGCACAUCGUCCCCGAGCUGCAUCUGGGCUUCAGGACAUUCGGGAUCAUAAAGCGGAAAGUGACGCCGCUGAACCGGGAGCCGUGCUUUUUCCGCAACCUCAUCGUGGUGCACAAACUCAUUCCGCAGGAGCUGCUGCACAUGUGGAAUCUUGUACAAAACGAGGAAUUGGUCUGCGCCAGACAAGUCGUAAUAUGAAAAGACUAGUAUUUAUAAAGACAGAAAGAAGAUGUUCUUUCAAACGAAGCGUGUUUGCAGAUCUAACUUUUCU
Molecule: messenger RNA, 2547 nt
Organism: Ctenopharyngodon idella (grass carp)
Lineage: Eukaryota; Metazoa; Chordata; Actinopteri; Cypriniformes; Xenocyprididae
Gene: b3gnt7l
Product: UDP-GlcNAc:betaGal beta-1,3-N-acetylglucosaminyltransferase 7, like
Exons: 1
Coding region: 1212-2474 (420 amino acids)
Cellular component (GO): membrane
Molecular function (GO): hexosyltransferase activity
Source: RefSeq, a predicted model, not a curated record